UUUCUUAUCGUUGAACCGCCAUUUUCAAAACGUCUGUUUAAUUUCGAGGGACCGGUCAUGGCUGAGUUAAACUAUGAUUUCAACAUGAACCAGUUUAAGAAUCGGUUGGAGACAUUUAAAGACUGGCCCUUUACUGAGGAGACGGGCUCUAGUUGCACUGCUAGGAAGAUGGCAGAAGCAGGAUUUUUUCAUUCUUCCAACGAUCGUGAUCCUGAUAUUGCGCGCUGUUUUGUUUGUUUCAAGGAACUUGAAGGAUGGGAACCUGAGGACAAUCCUUUGGAAGAGCACAGGACUCACUCACCAAAGUGUGAAUUUCUGUCAUUAAACAAGAAAGAAGAAGACUGGACAGUGGAGGACUUCCUUGAGCUAGAAACCAAAAGACAAAUCAACAGAAUGCAAAAGAUAAUUGAACUCAAGGUGAAGGAAUACAAGGAACUAGCUCAGCAUGCCCAGAGUGAAAUGGAGAAACUUGUUUGAAGCACACUUAGUUACAUGUACACCUUUGUGUUUUUUUGAAUAAAUAUCAGCUGUAAAUAGAUUAAAAGUUGCAGUAGCAGCAUGGACAUUGCUUCAUACUUAUAAUUAUUUGCUAAUACUAAUCUGUC
Orbicella faveolata is the source of this 605-nucleotide messenger RNA. Its product is annotated as baculoviral IAP repeat-containing protein 5-like. NCBI's taxonomy places the organism in Eukaryota, Metazoa, Cnidaria, Anthozoa, Scleractinia, Merulinidae. The record is from RefSeq and is a predicted model, not a curated record.